This is a messenger RNA of Carlito syrichta (Philippine tarsier), 3428 nucleotides long. It is a transcript of the gene PITPNA, whose product is annotated as phosphatidylinositol transfer protein alpha. Bases 43 to 855 code for a protein of 270 amino acids. Lineage: Eukaryota; Metazoa; Chordata; Mammalia; Primates; Tarsiidae. Gene Ontology annotation, cellular component: cytoplasm. The transcript is spliced from 12 exons. The record is from RefSeq and is a predicted model, not a curated record. Gene Ontology annotation, molecular function: phosphatidylinositol binding; phosphatidylcholine binding; phosphatidylinositol transfer activity. Gene Ontology annotation, biological process: phospholipid transport.
AGGCCGGGCGGGCAGCGGGCAGCCACCGAGCCGCGAAGCGACAUGGUGCUGCUCAAGGAGUAUCGAGUCAUCCUGCCUGUAUCUGUAGAUGAGUAUCAAGUAGGGCAGCUGUAUUCUGUGGCUGAGGCCAGUAAAAAUGAAACGGGUGGUGGUGAAGGUGUGGAGGUCCUGGUGAACGAACCCUAUGAGAAGGAUGGUGAGAAAGGCCAGUACACACACAAGAUCUACCACUUACAGAGCAAAGUACCCACCUUUGUUCGAAUGCUGGCCCCAGAGGGAGCCCUGAACAUACAUGAAAAAGCAUGGAAUGCCUACCCUUAUUGCAGAACCGUUAUUACAAAUGAGUAUAUGAAAGAAGACUUUCUGAUUAAAAUUGAAACCUGGCACAAACCAGAUCUUGGCACCCAGGAGAAUGUGCAUAAACUGGAGCCUGAGACAUGGAAACAUGUGGAAGUCAUAUAUAUAGACAUUGCAGAUCGAAGCCAAGUACUUAGCAAGGAUUACAAGGCAGAGGAAGACCCAGCAAAAUUUAAGUCUAUCAAAACGGGCCGAGGACCCUUGGGCCCAAAUUGGAAGCAAGAACUUGUAAAUCAGAAAGACUGCCCAUAUAUGUGUGCAUACAAACUGGUUACUGUCAAGUUCAAGUGGUGGGGCCUGCAGAACAAAGUGGAAAACUUUAUACAUAAGCAAGAGAGGCGUCUGUUUACAAACUUUCACAGGCAGCUGUUCUGUUGGCUCGAUAAGUGGGUUGACCUGACCAUGGAUGACAUUCGAAGGAUGGAAGAAGAGACGAAGAGACAGCUGGAUGAGAUGAGACAUAAGGACCCAGUGAAAGGAAUGACAGCAGAUGACUAAAGCCACCCUCCCCCUUCUGCACUGUAUUUUUGCAAGACAGUGGUCAACAGGAAGGCCCAGCAGCUCCACCCUCCCAAGUGACAGACCAACUUCGGAUGCAGCCUUUCUGUGCCCAUUCUUCAGGCAACUUUCGAUCCCUUACUGUAGCUAAUUCUAGAUGCCCUUUAAUAUUGUGAACAAAUAGACCGUCUGGUAUUACAAAGCCCAUGUGUGCAGGAGCCUACUCCUCUGAGAUAUGUGGCGUGUAGGUUGCUGUAUUUUCAGCUCCCUCUCUCUCCAUUGUGUUCUGACCCAUUUCUGUGUGUGCCCCCUACCUUUAUUCCAAGUGACAUUUUUAGUCUUUCAAAAUAGCUGCCUUUUGUGAUGUGAUGAUUUAAGUUUGUUUUCCACCUUGGGAUAAACUGAGGUAUUUUGCUUCCUGGGCAGAUCUUUGCAAUUUUGAGUGCUCACAUGGGGAGAGGGGAUAACUUAGAAAUAUAGUUUUUUCCUCCGGUUCCACAGAAUAGCAGUAUGGUUUUAUAACUCUGACUCCUGCUCCCAGUAACCCAUUGUUAGAGUGCUCUAAGCACCAUGGAGGUACCCAAGGCCUAGUCAGUCUCUGCCUAAGAAAAUCUAACAAAUACAAAUAAUCCCUGCCCAAGUAAUUGCAUUUCUGGUCACUAUUCUUAAAAUGCCUGUGGCUUCUCUGCCCUCCUGUUGCCCAUUCUGCCUAUCUCCCUGCAGAGCCUCCAAGUGACCCCAGUUAACUCCCCACCUAGAGGGAACUGUCCAGUGUGGCCCUUAGAAUUGAGUCUGCUCCAUAGAUACGAAUCAUUCUGACCCCUGAGGAGCUCUGUAUGUCCACGCUCCUCUUCCCUUGUGGGCUGGUGCUCCCACUCAGCAAUAAUCCUCUUUUCUCUGUGCUUUCUUAGAUCUCUGUCCUCUGUCUUUGAGGCUGGUUAGGACACAAGAGUCCUGAUCUUUUCAUGCUGCACAAAAUGAGCAUGCAAAAAGCUUUUUUUCCAGCAGAACAUGUUCCCUCUUGUCUCCAGUUGCUGGAAAGGAAUUUGAGGAUCAAGACUCAGCUCAUCCUGCCCCCCAUGCUGAGUUGUGUCCUGGACAAUCAAAAGCAAGUAGUGACCGUAAUGUAGAAUUCUACCGAAGUAGGCUGGUGAGGAAGUCCAGGCUCCAGGGGAAUAGAGGCUGCUGAGUGCUUUAUAGUUUCCUACAGCUUGGCAGAACCUAAGUAUGCCUUCUUGGUGGGAGAAUCUGAGGUAGUUGUGGUGUCACCUGACAUCCCCCAAACCUUGUGAAAUAUGUUGUCCUGAGUGUGCAGUGAUCCAAGCCUAUGCUAGCAUGGGUGCAUCUGCUAAUGAGACCAAAUCUCUGUUGUGGGAGCCAGAAGUAGGAUGGGAUAAUUUAUCCUUGUGUUUGUCAGUGUGUUUGCCUUACUCAUUUCUAAGUGCAAUAAGGAAGUGUCUCACAGGACUGCACCUGUGACAUCCUGAUGGCUGCUUCCCUGUGGGCAAGGAUGAACAGACUCAGACUCCUCAGCAUGGUUAGCUCUGACCUUCAUUGAGGCCCUUUGGGACCAGGAGAUGUCCUGUUACAGAACUUACUCUGUAUUGGUGUCCUCACCUUGAGGGGUCUUUAGUAAUGCAUCUGGGGUAUAUCAGUUGGUUAUUGGCAUCUCAACUGCUGGUAGCCAUUUAUUUGACUGGGAAAGUUGGAGAAGAGGCAUUUCUACUGGAGAAAAAUGUAAAUGUUCUCCUACAAGCUCUGUAUUAGCUAUUAAUUAUAUUUGUGCUUAAAGAUUUCCCUUCUUUCAUCAGCUAGAUGAAGUCCAGAUGUGGGUUAUCUUGGGAGAAACAAACUGAUAUUCUAAGCAGACAGUUGUUUAUGUGGUUUGAGGGCCAACAGAUGUUAGUCUCCUUUGUUCAGCUUGUCUUUGAGAUCCACACAUAUCACUUUAGCUCUAGUGAGGAUUCCUUCCACCUCCACCUGUUGCCCCUAAAGUUUAAAAGCCUCCAUUAUGAGCUGAGGUCAGCCUGGAUCUGGGACUCUUGCCCACAUAAACAUAAAGAAGGGAUGUCCCUGGUCUAUUCCAUCCCCAUGGAUGGUGUUGCUGCUGGGCAACAGUGCUGGCUUCUUUUAAAUACCCCCACUCCCAAGCUGACUAGCACUCAGAGGGACUGAGUGAUACAGGGUCAGCUCCAGGGCUAGUACCUGAGUGUGUGUCACGCCCCUUCAGACCAGCUGCUUCCAUUAGAAUUCCAGGGUUACAGUCCCAACUGGAAUCAGCAGUGCAUCUGUAGGAGGGGUGCGAGGCUCUGGCCUUCUCAUGAAAAGAGUUCAGGGACAGGGUCAGUAUUGUGGGCACAUGUAUAUCUACCCAAGUUCUCCUUUUACAGUCCCUACUGGGACUCCCUGACUUAUUUGGGUUGGUUCCUAGUGCUACUGAUUUUACAAACUACACUUUGUAGAACUGAUUAGAUAACCUUGUUUAUUUAAUGUGAGUUUGUGCCUUUUUUGUCUCAAUCUUCCAAUACAGGUAUAUUGGGGGAGAAGCAGUCUAAUAAAAUCCUAGACAGAGC